Messenger RNA from Ilyonectria robusta, 1446 nucleotides. RefSeq lists its product as uncharacterized. The record is from RefSeq and is a predicted model, not a curated record. The transcript has a single exon. NCBI's taxonomy places the organism in Eukaryota, Fungi, Ascomycota, Sordariomycetes, Hypocreales, Nectriaceae. Bases 379 to 1131 code for a protein of 250 amino acids.
AGCGCACGAGAUAACUAGUCCUCAUAAUUAGCAGCGCUCCCGUAGUCCGCAGUAAGUAUAGGUCGGCUCAGGCUCUCUCACCCCACACGACGGAUGCGGGCUCCCACCUUCUAGAAGGCGUCCUGAUCUCCCACCAAGUCCAAAUCUCCCGCGUCCAGACCCCUAAUUUUCCGGGUCCGCGACCCCCACGAGAUGCUGGGUGUCAUGUCCUUCGCAGGGCCAGGAUAUCGGUACCCAGGCCGUGUGUCGUCGGAGCAGCAGAGUCGGUACCAGUCGGAGUCGAUGACGGUUCCCCCAUCCAUCCCGCCGGGCCCGUGUCGUCGUGUCGUGUCCACUGCCAUGUUCCGUGUGCGUGUGCUGUAACUUAUCUGCUGCACCAUGCACUCCAAUCUCCCCCAUCUCCCCAUCACGCGUUUCUCGGCAUCCUCCCAGCCUGCCGAAAUGUCAAGUUUCGGUGAAACAUUCUCGGCGUCCGUUCCGCUGUUCCGAUUAGAGGGAGUCCGGCCAAGGGAAAUGACCACAACAAGCCCCAACGCCAACUCAACACUGCCAGUCCUGCCAUCAUGCCAGCCGUUGGGCACGCCUGCAUGCCAUCACCAAUCCGAGCUAGACGAAGCCUCAGCCGCUCCCACCGCCGCCAAACUUCGGCCCUGCCGAUCGUGUCCAUUUCUCCACGCGGCAGGAAAUUCGCAGAGCCCACUCCGCGUCUCAGUCGGGUCACAGAGUCCAAAGGGUCCAAAAAUUGUAAAAUAUGUAAAUCCAUGUCGAGGGAGAAGAGUGUCUACCCUUGUCCAUCAUGCUAUGCUCAUCUCCUGCGCCAAUGACCUAUGCUUCCUCAUUCGUACAGUUAGAAACACCUGUGCUAUGUCCGUUCUGUUGAUAUCUUCCGUGACUUCGCCGAGUCCCAAAAAAAUUGCCCAGUCCCAGCCAUUCAAAACAUAUUCCGUCUCAACAAAUGCAAUGUCGGUUAUUGCACCGCAGAUUCUUCCUCUUCUCCAAAAUGCUCCUUCCCUAGACGCGUCUCAAAACUCCGGCAUGAGCCAUUUCACUCUUUCGCGCUUUCGUAAGAAAAAAAAAAAAAAUCCCCCGCUCUGGUGGAGUCAUGGCACUAAGGCUGUGACCCAAAUGUGAAAAGUGCAGAAAGAAGCAAUUCCUGACACCGUGCAAUAUGCUGGCUUGUGAUUUUCGUAAUGAGACAAAAAGGAAAAAACUCCAAGAAUGCCAAUCGCUUCUAAACGAUGAACCCAAUUUCAGAUGUGGGUUGAUGGGUGGGUGGUUGGUUGGUUGGUGGUGAUGAGAAUGUCGAUCGCACUCAAUUGCCGAGGUUGGGUUCAUGAGCGCGACGCCCUCGAAUUUCGAUUGCUGGUGUGUCCAGAGCCGUCGGUCGGUCGGUCGGUGGUCGGUUGUUUAGUCCGAGCGGAUGGUGGUGUGUCGGCUAACCCCCCU